CUCGGAAGGAUGGAAGGCUGAGUCGACCUUGAGCCGGUUUUGUGAUCCUGAGUUGCCAGAUGAAAUAUGCCCGAAAUAAUAUUAAAUGGCAUUACUAUUGACUUUCCAUUUCCACCCUACGAAUGUCAGGAGGCAUAUAUGUCCAAAGUGCUUGAGUGCUUGCAGAAGCAAGUGAAUGGGAUCUUGGAGAGCCCCACGGGCACAGGGAAGACGUUAUGCCUCCUGUGCUCGACCUUGGCAUGGCGAGCGCACUUCAAGGAUGCCAUUUCCGCACAAAAGAUUACUCAAGUACUAAAAGGAGAUGAACUUUUUCCGGACCACCCCUUGUCGUCUUGGGGCAAUGCUGUCACAGGGACCGAAGUUCCAGCUUAUUACAGUGAUGUCCCGAAAAUAAUUUAUGCCUCCAGAACACAUUCGCAGCUUGCUCAGGUCAUCAGCGAAUUGAAGAAUACUGUUUACAGGUAAAGAAAGAAUUUCAGCUUCCAAGUGUGAAAAGUG
Thamnophis sirtalis is the source of this 498-nucleotide messenger RNA. The record is from RefSeq and is a predicted model, not a curated record. Lineage: Eukaryota; Metazoa; Chordata; Lepidosauria; Squamata; Natricidae.